AUGGCGACGAGAGACCCAUUGGAUUUUGAUGUCGGAGUAGAAGUAGACGAGGAGGGAACGCCGUCACCGUCUUCGAUAUCGCCGCCUUCAUCUCCGCUGUCCUACCUAGACAGAGAUCGGCACGUUGCGUUCUUUGAAAUGUUGUACGAUUUGAUGCCUUAUCAUUACCAAUCGCAGGAGAUCAAUCGCCUCACUCUUGCGUUUUUCACUAUCUCUGGCCUUCACCUUCUCCAAGCCUUAGAUCGCGUUGAUAAGGACAGGGUUGCCAAUUGGGUUUUAUCAUUUCAAGCACUUCCAAGAAGUCGAGCCGAACUGAAAAAUGGACAAUUUUACGGGUUUCAUGGUUCUAGGACUUCACAGUUCCAUCCGGAUGAAAAUGGGGUUUCAGUUCAUAAUGCUGGUCAUUUGGCAAGCACUUACUGUGCACUAGCCAUACUAAAGACGGUUGGCUUUAAUCUCUUGACCAUAGACAAAGAAUCAAUAUUGAUAUCAAUGAGGAAUCUUCAACAGCCAGAUGGAAGUUUUAUGCCGGUGCACGUUGGUGCAGAGACGGAUCUUCGAUUUGUAUAUUGUGCUGCUGCUAUCUGUUUUAUGCUGGAGGAUUGGAGUGGCAUGGAUAGGGAGAAAGCCAAGGACUACAUCUUAAAUUGCCAGUCUUAUGACGGUGGCUUUGGCUUGAUGCCUGGUUUAGAAUCACACGGGGGUGGUACAUAUUGUGCUGUGGCAUCUCUUCGGUUAAUGGGGUACAUUGAAGAUGAUCUUCUGUCAAAAAAUGCAACAUCUUUCAUUGUAAAUGUGCCAUUGUUGCUGGACUGGUGUAUGCAGAGGCAAGCAAUUGAUGGUGGAUUUCAAGGAAGAGCCAAUAAAUAUAGUGAUACAUGCUAUGCAUUUUGGGUUGGGGCAGUUUUGAAGAUCUUAGGGGGCUACAAAUUAAUAGACAAGAUUGCUUUACGCAGAUUUUUGCUGUCUUGCCAAUCUGAGUUCGGAGGUUUCAGCAAAUAUCCCAGGGAACUGCCUGAUUUAUAUCACUCCUACUAUGGGUUUACUGCAUUUAGUCUUUUGGAAGAGCCUGGCUUGAAUCCACUCUGUGCUGAACUUGGAAUGAUAGAUCUUGCUGCCUUAGGUAUACUUUGACACCAUUUUUAUUUAUUACCUUCGUUUGUUUGCAAUUCCUGUACUUUGAACUCCAUCGCACCUUUGAUAGUGCAUCGCAUUCACUUAUUGGACUUGUAGUUUGUGCU
Messenger RNA from Hibiscus syriacus, 1241 nucleotides. RefSeq names its product geranylgeranyl transferase type-1 subunit beta-like. The record is from RefSeq and is a predicted model, not a curated record. The transcript is spliced from 11 exons. Lineage: Eukaryota; Viridiplantae; Streptophyta; Magnoliopsida; Malvales; Malvaceae. Gene Ontology annotation, cellular component: CAAX-protein geranylgeranyltransferase complex. Gene Ontology annotation, molecular function: CAAX-protein geranylgeranyltransferase activity. The coding region runs from base 1 to 1134 and encodes 377 amino acids. Gene Ontology annotation, biological process: protein geranylgeranylation.